Messenger RNA from Marchantia polymorpha subsp. ruderalis, 5144 nucleotides. The record is from the annotation of a GenBank genome assembly. NCBI's taxonomy places the organism in Eukaryota, Viridiplantae, Streptophyta, Marchantiopsida, Marchantiales, Marchantiaceae.
GGCUUCCCGAGGAGACUCAGAAACUCACCCACACAAGAAAGACUCUAGCAGAGAAGGCAAUUUCUGCUUGCACAUAUGGGAUGGUCUGGAGGGAUUGAGGAUUUCAAUUGAGCGACAUCACAAAGCUCCGUCUGAUGAAUGUGAUUUUCGUGCACUUGUAUUAGCGUUUCUCUACUGACGAGGAGGAGAAUCAAAUAUAUCGCAUGCUCUCUAUCGUGCUUCUAGAGCGGGCGGGCGUCGAUUACGCAAGUUAAAUACAAUGUCUCUGCCCCCUGCGUGUUCGGCCACUUCCACUUCGAGGUUAAGCGACUCCGUGUACGAACUUUACAACCCAGGAGUUGAAUCGGUGCUGGACGUUGUAUUCUUUCACGGCCUACAAUCGUCACACACCUCUGUACCUCACUUAUCGACAUGGAUAUCAAGCGGUUCUCACAAGGAAGUAUGGCCGCAGACCUGGAUCCCGCAAAAGUUUCCGGGAGCUCGGAUUCUCUCUGUCGAGUACGAUGCUUCUAUCAGUACAUCACCAACGCAUGGAAGAUUAGACCUCUACCUCACAGCCGAAAGUUUGAUGUAUAAUCUUAUAAUUGCGAAGGUGGGGCAGCAUCCUUGGCGUCCAGUUAUACUCGUCGGUCAUAGUUACGGAGGCCUUGUGAUCAAACAAUUGUGCGUCCAAGCACACUUCAGCGAAAGCUUGCACCGCUCUGACAAACAAAUAGCUCGCUUUCUCAACUCCGUCACAGGAAUUUUCUUCUAUGGAACGCCGCACCAUGGAAGUUCAUCAUUCUUCACUCCAAAUGGAACAAAACUAAAGGACGCUAGCCCUCUACUCGACUAUGUCAAGCUGCUUUGUGCAGAAUCAGGUCGCCUUCAUGAAUAUUUUGAUGCUUUACGUGUGUACUACAAGUGGAGCAUUGCCGGAGUCGGAGAAUCGAGACCUACUACGUUCAUGCUAGAUGCAGAGUCUCAGAAUGCUGUUGCAGUUAGCCGUGAGAUGAUUGUAGUUGAGGCUUCAGCUCGGUACGGCGACUUCACUCUGGAGCAUGAGGAUCAUAUCUCUCUCUGCCAGCCCAAGAGCAUGACUUCAAAUACUUACAUACGAUUGACAUCGUUCCUGCAAAGGUUACAAAGCAAUAAGGUGAACAGGAGAAGACUUCCUGAUAAUCUCCAGACGGUGCCGAAAAUGGCUAUGAGCCUACAUUCUGACUUACUUGUAGAGGUUCAAAACAUUUUACACAAAGGUCCAGCAGCAGUUGCUCUUUGCGGCAUGGGAGGAGUAGGGAAAACAACUCUCGCAAAGCUGUUGUUCAAUGAGUUGUGUGCUGAAUAUGAAUACACUUGUUUCAUUCCGAGAUGUACGGACAUGAAAAAUACCAAGGAGAUAGAAGACAAAGUGUAUUCCUCGAUGCAUCAUCUUGGCAAACAGCUUACACAAGGAGUGGAAAAAUGGAAUCCGACUGAUUUGAGACAGCAAACACUUCUCCUUGUUCUGGAUGACAUUGACAAUGGUAGUCAUGUUGCAUUUCUCCAGGACAUAGUUUCGAAGAACGAUUGCGCAAACAGUCGUUACAUUGUUACCUGUAGAGAUAGAAACAUUUUGAACAGUUUAGAUUCACGCGUGUUUGAUGUGAAAUUCUUGAAUCCCGAGAGCUCCACAAAGUUAUUUAUGAGCUACGCAUUUCCGUAUCCGACCGAACCGAGUCCUUCACUGAAGGAAUGGGUACACAAGAUCGUCGCGAAAUGUGAUGGACUACCAUUAACCCUAGAGGUGAUAGGCACGUAUCUAAAGACAAAAGUCAGUGAAAGCAUAUGGGUACAGUGUUUCCAAGCUCUGGUUGAAGCAAAGAACGUAGUGAGUCUGGAUGAGAAGUUGUGGGCGAAAUUGAGAGUUUCUUACGACCGUUUGGGUAGUGAGGAGAAAGAAAUGUUCCUUGAUGCUGCGUCAUUCUUCAGCAAGUCCACCUGGAACCUGCGAGAAGCUAAGGCUUGCUGGCGUGUGCUGUAUGACUCGGAAGAUCUCCGAUGGCAGACUCUGGUAGACUUGUCUCUUGUCUACAAUGUAAUGGAAGAGGAAAGUAUACAAAUGCAUGAGCAAUUAAGGUCUCUCGGAAUUAGAUUGGCUUCAGGAUGGGGAACAGGUGGCAGAUGUAGGACUUGGACUCCCGAAAAUGUCCCUUCGAGGUUUAAAUCCUCAAACUUCAUUAAGAGGAUUGCAGAAAGACUGUUCUAUUCCAAUGAUACAGGCUCAUCAAGCACUGAUAUGGGAACACAUAUUGAGGAGGUCAUAGCGCUACGAAUAAGUAUGGGAACACCUAAGUAUGAGGUACGAGAUUAUGUUACUUCGACUUUCAAGGGGAUCAUACCGCUAGGACAUGAACACUCGAUGCUCCUCGACUUGAGAGAUAUUGGCCAAAUGAAGAAGCUGCAAUACUUGGAUUCCGAGGUAUUCAUGCGGAAUGAAGUAGGUGGCAAGCUUCCAAAGAAUGUGACCCUUCUUCGACUCCGUGGAGAAGUGAACAUUCUUCAUAACCUGGUAGACCGAGGGCUUGCGAGAAGUUUGGCUGUUCUGGACUUGAGGGCACCGCUCACAUGUUUGCCAACAACCGUCAGCGACUUUCAAAACCUUGAAGUUAUGAAAUUCGCAGAAUGCCUCUUCGAAGGUCUUCCCGAAGCAUUCGGACAACUUUCCAGGCUUCGUCAUCUUACAUUUAGCUGCUGCGUGAGACUUCGUUCACUCCCCGAAGCUUUUGGAGGGCUCUCACAACUGCGGUCUUUGGAACUUCAUUGGUGUAGGAGUUUGAAAGCAUUGCCGGACAGGUUCGGAAAUCUGUCCCAGCUACAAAGCCUGAUAAUAAGAUGCAGUGAUAUCUCAAAACUGCCUGAGAGCUUCGGAAAUCUGUCCCAGCUACAAAGCCUGAUAAUAUAUAGGAGUCCAAUCUCAGAACUGCCUGAGAGCUUCGGAAAUCUGUCCCAGCUACAAAGCCUGGAAAUAGAUGACAGUCCAAUCUCAGAACUGCCUGAGAGCUUCGGAAAUCUGUCCCAGCUACAAACCCUGACAAUAUAUAGGAGUGAUAUCUCAAAACUGCCUGAGAGCUUCGGAAAUCUGUCCCAGCUACAAAGCCUGAUAAUAAGAUGGAGUGAUAUCUCAAAACUGCCUGAGAGCUUCGGAAAUCUGUCCCAGCUACAAACCCUGACAAUAUAUAGGAGUGAUAUCUCAAAACUGCCUGAGAGCUUCGGAAAUCUGUCCCAGCUACAAAGCCUGAUAAUAAGAUGGAGUGAUAUCUCAAAACUGCCUGAGAGCUUCGGAAAUCUGUCCCAGCUACAAACCCUGGAAAUAUAUCAGAGUGAUAUCUCAAAACUGCCUGAGAGCUUCGGAAAUCUGUCCCAGCUACAAAGCCUGGAAUUAUCUAGAGCGAGAAUCUCAAAACUGCCUGAGAGCUUCGGAAAUCUGUCCCAGCUACAAAGCCUGGAAAUAUCUAGAGGGAAAAUCUCAGAACUGCCUGAGAGCUUCGGAAAUCUGUCCCAGCUACAAAGCCUGGAAAUAUCUAGAGCGAAAAUCUCAAAACUGCCUGAGAGCUUCGGAAAUCUGUCCCAGCUACAAAGCCUGGAAAUAUCUAGAGCGAAAAUCUCAAAACUGCCUGAGAGCUUCGGAAAUCUGUCCCAGCUACAAAGCCUGGAAUUAUCUAGAGCGAAAAUCUCAGAACUGCCUGAGAGCUUCGGAAAUCUGUCCCAGCUACAAAGCCUGGAAAUAUCUAGAGUGAAAAUCUCAGAACUGCCUGAGAGCUUCGGAAAUCUGUCCCAGCUACAAAGCCUGGAAAUAUCUAGAGCGAGAAUCUCAAAACUGCCUGAGAGCUUCGGAAAUCUGUCCCAGCUACAAAGCCUGGAAAUAUCUAGAGCGAGAAUCUCAAAACUGCCUGAGAGCUUCGGAAAUCUGUCCCAGCUACAAAGCCUGGAAAUAAGAUGGAGUGAUAUCUCAAAACUGCCUGAGAGCUUCGGAAAUCUGUCCCAGCUACAAAGCCUGGAAAUAUAUCAGAGUGAUAUCUCAGAAUUGCCUGAGAGCUUCGGCGAUCUCGCUAGUCUGCGGGUCCUGGAGCUUGGUAUGUGCAGACUCCAAGCCUUGCCGGAUACUUUUGGGCAGCUUUCACAGUUGUCGCACUUGACGAUGCAGGGCUGCACCAUCAUCCAAAAAUUCCCGGAAUCGUUCGGCAAUCUGGCCAACCUGUCCACAUUGGACAUCAUCAACUGUCCCUUUCUUAACUACUUCGGGGUUCCGAAGAGCACCGAAGUAGACAUUCGAGGAAGAAGGAUGAUAUGAAGAGAUGUUCGCCCUUGAGUUAUUCGAGCGGAGCGUAGCGUUUGGAGUAGAACAACUUCACGUGGAGUCUUUUUUGGAGUGGUUGUGAAGGUUAUGUUACCAAUCAAUAUUCACAUGUUUUCUAGUGUGGAAAAAUAGGUCAAUUUCACUAGAAGAACUCAAGUUUUAGUUUUGUUCAUGUUCGAAAGUAGUUCAGUGAGUGGUGGUGCGAUCUUUACACUUGGUCGCAAUUGACCAUAAUUUGGUGAUUUGGAGGACGGGAGAAGUUUUGUCGACGUAAUCAAGGUUCUCGUGAGAUUGUAAUCUAGUUGUAGUUUGGAAGUGCAGGUGAGAGAAUCGCUUGAUUAUAAUGUGCAAGGAACUGGUAGAGGAAAAUUCGAGUUCGGUUUUGGCCUUUAGACUUAGGCCGGAGCAAUCGAGUUGAUUUGCCUCUGUUUCUUCAGCAGUGGGCAGUGCCGGUUACGUGAGGGUCACUUUGCAUUGGGCAUGGAUGUUGGAGCCUUCGAUCAGCAACUGAACUUGAAUUCGCGAGAUGGGCCUAUCCCGGGGAUCUAUUGAGAGUUGUUAGUGGGGCGGAAGUUUUGGGAUUUCUGUGUUCGGAUGGCUAUGGCUCUUCGAUCUAUAGUGGGGUCCCAAUUGUACAGUUCUGCAAAGGAGUGAUGAAAGCAGCGGAGUGAAGGUUGGCAGAGAAAAGAGCGCUCUAUUCGUAAGCGUCGGAGUUGAGUCUUGGUGAAGAUUCAAAGUGGUGAACCACAGUAAUCUGGCCUUUGGUGCCAGAUUGGACCCUGUCAUGUCAUCCAGAUGAACGUCGUGGGUAUUUUGCUUUAUCUCU